Molecule: messenger RNA, 1584 nt
Organism: Corticium candelabrum
Lineage: Eukaryota; Metazoa; Porifera; Homoscleromorpha; Homosclerophorida; Plakinidae
Exons: 1
Coding region: 1-1584 (527 amino acids)
Source: RefSeq, a predicted model, not a curated record
AUGAAGAAGGCGGACAAGGGUUCGAUGAUCGUCGUCGAGGACCGACGCGUGUACGUCGAAAACGGCCUCGGGCACGUGGACGACGCCCGUACGUACGAACGACUCGACAACGACCCAACACCGGCCAUAACGAGCCGAAUCAAUCGAGCGAUCUCGAUCAUAAACGAGCACGGUCUGCUCGACCGCGACACGCUCCGGCACUUGAUCAAGACGCCGAGCCGCGUCAGAACACAACAGCUCUACUUUCUGAGCAAAGUACACAAGAACCCGGUGGCCUACCGACCGAUAGUAUCCGGAAGCUCGGGGCCCACGGAGGCCAUAUCCCAGUACAUCGACCAUCUACUCAAGCCGAUAGUACUCGAACAGAACAGUUACAUACGGGACUCGGGUGAUUUCAUCCGUACACUCGAGAGCACACGAAUCGAACCCGACGCCACACUGGUCACCAUCGACGUCACGUCGCUCUACACCAACAUACCCCAAGACGAGGGCAUUCGCGCAUGCGUCGACAUGCUAGGACGACACUACGGCCACGACCCGGCUCUCGCCCGCAUCGUAGAGGUCUUUCUACACCACAUACUCGCCGACAACGUGUUCGCCUUCGACGGUAAGAUCUACCGACAACGCUUCGGCGUCGCAAUGGGUACGCGAGUCGCGCCCACGCUCGCCAACCUAUUCAUGGCGCGACUCGAGGAUCGCUUCAUCGAAGGCGAACCGAUCAAACCGCGCCUCUGGAAGCGCUUCAUCGACGACAUAUUCGUCGUGUGGGAGGACACCGACGCCCACCUGGACGCCAUGUUGGCGAGACUCGACCGGACACACCCGACGAUCAAAUUCACACACGCCAAGAGCGACACGGAAGCGAUCUUUCUCAACGUACACGCCUACAAGGGCGACCGCUUCCGCGCCACGGGCGGCAUACUGGACACCAAGACACACUUCAAACAGACAAACCGCUUCCAGUACCUCGACUACGCUUCGUGCCACACCGCGGCCACGAAGCGAGCCGUCGUGACGGGCGAAGCGAAUCGCUUUCUCCGAUCGACGUCGGAUCCGAUCGAGUACGAUCGAAUCCUGACGGACCACAGACGCAGACUCGCCCGCAGAGGCUACCCGAGUAGACAGACGGAUAGCCUACUCGCACGACUACCGCACACACGACGCACCCCUCCCGCCGCCGCCGUCGUCGGCGCGACCCGGGAGGGAUGCGAGACACGACGGCUACGACAACGAGACGGACAGAGACGAGAACAGACUCGACCGAAACGAAAGCGCAAACGCAAUCGUGCCGGCGUCGUCGUCGUGGACGGCGACGGCGACGGUGCCGACGUCCACGAGGACGACGAGGACGAAAACAGAUCGAUACUCGUUACGACCCACUCACCGUGGUUUCCCGACACCGGCGAAAUCGUACGCACGGAGUGGCAGACGAUGCUCUCGCAGGACGCGGGACUCCGACACACACUCGGUCGAGAACCGACGAUCGCCUACAAGAGAGCAAAGAACAUUAGAGACCACAUCACCAGUGCCCGUCUGAAAGACGUUACCGUAGAGACCGAAAAGACGGACGUAUACGACGACUAA